GGCAGUAGGGGUUAGAAAGUCAAGCAGUUGAUUCAGAUAAAAAAAAGUAUAUUUUUUAAAUUUUAUAAAAUUUUAAAUUUGUAUACAAAAAAUCAAGCCUCAGCAGAAGUCGACAUCGCAUGUAGAAAAAAUAUGGCUGGCAACCGACGGAUUGACGCGGAAAAUUCCAGUCACACGGGGGGCCCCUGCAAUGAAUUCGGAACCCUUGAGUCUGAGAUGAUACCCAGACCCUAUGAUUUGAUGCGACAGCGCAACUGCAAGGCCGAGAAAGUCAUCCAACUGGAGCGGUAUCCCAGCAUUCGACCGCCGAUUUCAAAGUGCAGUUACGAUCAGACGAAGAACUGGCUGUUGGAAUCGGUAGACCAGGUAGGCUGUGAGGACCACAAUGCUAGGUUGCAAGACGCCCUUAAAAUUUGGAAAUUGAGUCCGCACAAGAAGACGCUCGGUUAUUAUGGCGUGGCCGAUGGGAUGUAUCGACCGGAGGCCGCCAAGUUCAACAGGACAUUGGCAAGCUGCCUACGACAUGCCCGCGGUCCAAAUAGACGUGUUCGCAAGCCCUCACUGAAUUCUCCACAGCCAAAAAGACCGCCCCAACCCUCUCCCUUAUGUCAGCCCUAUAUCCUUAACCGUCAAGUCUUAAAAGCGGAGCUCCAAAAGAUGCCCGUUGUGCGGCAAAAGCUAAGUCCCAGUAAGGCUUUUGAAACGUGGUUCUGCGAAAAGCCAGUGGAUCCUGAUGAUCCUCUGGGGGUGGAUGCUGCUUCCACCAAAAUGGUAAGCUUAAGAGAAGCCCUGGACAUAGCGAAAAAAGAAACCAAACCUCCAAAACACGGUUUGAGACGUAAUCACUGGUACUGCCCACCGAAAUGUAAUGAGCCGGAAAACAAGUGCACUGCCUACGAGUGGGCCAAGUACAAGUUGGACUCUAAACCUUACAACGAGGCCUUCCAAAAGUGGUUAAAGGAGCAGAAAGUGCCAACAGAGAGGGAGCCGCACAACUACGAUGAGCUCUAUAAGCGAUUCCAAGCCUGCUUCGAGGUGAAACCCCAACCAGAUCCCGAUUGUGUGGCCAUGGCAAAGUGCUGUGCAGAUAUGAUCAAGGAAGUGAAAGAGGAGGGUGGUGGUGGUCCUGGAGGAGGUGGUGGAGGAGGUGGUGGAGCAGGGGGAGGAGCAGGAGGAGGUGCAGGAGGAGGAGGAGGAGCAGGAGGAGGAGGAGCAGGAGGAGGAGGAGCAGGAGGAGGAGGUGGCGCAGGUGGAGGAGGAGGCCAAUCUGGUCCAGGUCCUGGUCCAGGUCCUGCUCCUCCUGGAGGUCCAACCCAGCCAGGUGGUGGGGACAAGGAUAAAGGAACUGAUAAGACUACGGACAAGCCCAAAGACAACAAGGAUAAAGGCAAGAAUGAAGACAAGGAUAAACCCACAAACCCAGAUAAAGAUAAGAAUACAGGCACUGACAAAGAAAAUAAGAAAGAUAAGGGUAAGGGCAAAAAACCCGGCAAGGAUAAACCAGAGGAAACGGACCAGGGAACGGGCAAAAAACCCGGCAAGAAUAAACCGGAGGAAACGGACCAGGUUACGGACAAGAAAGAUAUAGAAAAUCCCGAUAAGGAAAGACCGAAACCCAAGCCUCCUGGCCAGAAACCGAUACCGCCCAAGGAGCAAGUAACAGAAGGCACCACCGAUAAGAAAUGGUCAAUUGAAUCCGACAGUGGAUCAUAUAAAGAACCGAACAAACCAGACGUAAACCAACCAAAGGAAGGGCCUCCGACAACAGACGGGGACCCGUCCUCCAAACCGCCGGAUAAGAAACCGCCAAAAAAGAAGCCACCCCACAAGAAACCCACGAAGCCCCCGAGGGUCGACGAGGGGAAGGUGGACGAGGUGAAGGACAGGUGCCCGCCGUGUCCUCCAGUGGGCUGCGCGUGCUGCAUUUGCGACAGUCUGCAUGCCAAGAAGAUUCCCAUCUCCCCGACCAUGCAGUCUGUGUUUGCCCAGGAAAAGGUUCGCGAAAUGAGGGAAUAUCUGCGGCGCAUGAGGCACAGGCAGUACAUGGAGUGCUCUGGCCCGAAGCCAGUGGCCCCCCGGCACACGGUGGAUCCCAUUGAGUGCGACAAUUGCUUCUGCCUGGACCCAAAGAUCUCCGAGUAUUGCGAAUGCCUGGGUGCCCUGCAACAUCUGCAGCGGCUCCUGCGCAAGGAGCGCCAUCCCAUUGUGAACAACGAGCUGAUCUUCAACCUCGAGGAUCUGCGUCAGAAAAUUGCCCAGCGAAUGUGCGAGUGCUUCUGAGAAGUGUAUGUUUUGAGCUGUUUUAAUGGCUUGUAUACCAUUGAUUUUUUUUUAGUGCUUUUUCAAAAUUUGACCAUUGAAUAAAAAACGAAUCAUUUCAUUUUGCGAAUACAUGUCGUUUAGUUAAGAGGCAUUAAGGAUACUUUCAAAAUAAAGAAUCUUAUACUGUA
Molecule: messenger RNA, 2450 nt
Organism: Drosophila elegans
Lineage: Eukaryota; Metazoa; Arthropoda; Insecta; Diptera; Drosophilidae
Exons: 1
Coding region: 133-2280 (715 amino acids)
Source: RefSeq, a predicted model, not a curated record